CUUCAACGAAAAACACUUCAACCUACCACUUUGCGCAAUUCUUCAUAGGGCGAGCCACCGCAAGGAACCCUGUGUUAUCAAAAUGUCUGGACAAGAUCAAAACGCUGCUUGGCCUUUGGCCGACCAUACCCUUACGCAGGAGAUUCUCGACCUCGUGCAACAGGCUGGUCAUGCCCGCCAGCUCAAGAAGGGAGCCAACGAAGUUACCAAGACGUUGAACAGAGGUGUUGCCGAAAUUAUUGUCCUUGCUGCAGAUACCACUCCUCUUGCGAUCCUUCUCCACCUACCGCUACUUUGCGAAGAUAAGAAUGUGAUCUACUGCUACGUACCUAGCAAGAUCGCACUCGGCAGAGCUUGCGGUGUAUCCCGAGCUGUCAUCGCUGCCUCGAUCACAACCAACGAGGCCAGCGACCUAUCAGGCCAGAUUCGCAGUCUGAGAGACAAGAUCGAACGUCUCAUGAUUUAAAGAUACCCCAGAGUUAGGAAAGGAAUUCAGGGCCCUACAAUUAGGAACAUGUAUUAGGCUACAAGUCCUAGACAGAUAGCCUAGAAAUGAUUAUAUGCAGAUACAGAUACUAUACUCUGUAUUAGAUCAGAUAGCUUAAUAUAAGAUAUAAACUUUUA
Annulohypoxylon maeteangense is the source of this 624-nucleotide messenger RNA. RefSeq names its product L30e-like protein. Gene Ontology annotation, molecular function: RNA binding. Gene Ontology annotation, biological process: mRNA splicing, via spliceosome; maturation of SSU-rRNA. Lineage: Eukaryota; Fungi; Ascomycota; Sordariomycetes; Xylariales; Hypoxylaceae. The record is from RefSeq and is a predicted model, not a curated record. The annotation marks the transcript as partial. Gene Ontology annotation, cellular component: U4/U6 x U5 tri-snRNP complex; box C/D methylation guide snoRNP complex; small-subunit processome. The transcript is spliced from 4 exons.